Bombyx mori (domestic silkworm) is the source of this 1960-nucleotide messenger RNA. RefSeq names its product zinc finger protein 506. Gene Ontology annotation, cellular component: nucleus. The record is from RefSeq and is a predicted model, not a curated record. The coding region runs from base 358 to 1533 and encodes 391 amino acids. Gene Ontology annotation, biological process: regulation of DNA-templated transcription. NCBI's taxonomy places the organism in Eukaryota, Metazoa, Arthropoda, Insecta, Lepidoptera, Bombycidae. Gene Ontology annotation, molecular function: DNA-binding transcription factor activity, RNA polymerase II-specific; zinc ion binding; RNA polymerase II cis-regulatory region sequence-specific DNA binding. The transcript has 3 exons.
UUGUUCUAGUAGGUAUGUAAUUAUUGUAGUAAUUCAAUGUUUCCUCAGGUUUAAAUCUGAAAUAAGAGUUCGAAUCAAAAUAACUCGAUUUCAAUUUAAUCAGUUAUAUCUAAUUUGCUGCCACUUCAAUUUUUUAACAAUAAACAUGACUAUAGUCUUAUAGUCUUUUGUGAUGAAAUAUUUGCCUGUAUAGACUAUAUUAUCUUUGCCUGUCCCGUCAAACAAAUGAAGUAAAAGAAAGUGUAAUGGUAAAGUAUGUAAAUAAACAAUUUAUUCAAAUUGCAAUGAAAAGAAAUGAAUCUAUUUAAAGAAAUCUAGUAAAGUAUAAAAUUUAUAUAGGAAACAUUUGGAUAAACAAUGAAUUAUAAAGAUAAAUGCCGUACUUGUUUGGGUAGUUCUACAGACAUGAGAUCCAUUAGUUCUUCAAUUUCCAUAGGAGGACGAGACGUUCAGUUUGCGGAAAUAUUGCUGAAUUUCUAUAGCUAUCAGGUAACAGAAGAUCCCCUACUUUCUGAAAACCUUUGCAUCAGCUGUGCUCACCAACUAACCAUCACAUAUUCUUUCAAAGUCCUAAUAGAAUCAAGCUAUAGGAAAUUAAUAGAAAACUAUAAUGAUUUAAACCAUACAAACGAUAAUUACGAAGCCGUAAGUGAAUCUCAUGAUGAAAAUAAAAAAAAUUAUAACAGAAAAAAGAAAAAAUUCAAAACAAAAGUGAAAGUUAAAGAGGAACUCGUAACAAUAUACUGCGCUGUGUGUAAACAGGAAUUUAAUUGUAUUAAAACAUUAAACGAACAUUGUACUAAUAGUCAUCCCACAAAAGGAGCUGGAAGGAGUUGCGAUUAUUGCAGUGACAAAUUUGAAGACUUCAGAUCUCUGGUGCUACACAGAAAACUUCACUUGACACCGUUUUUGUGUGAAAACUGUUGGGAUGGCUUUCUCAAUGAGGAAGAACUAAGUAUGCAUACCUGCCAGCCGAACAGAGAUAAAAGUAAAACUAAAACGGAGAGAGUGUUACGUCAGUGUGACCAAUGCGGUAGGUCUUACCCCCCAAAUUACAUUAGAAUCCACAUGUUAACCCAUGGUAACGAAAGAUCGUACAGCUGCAAAUACUGCCCCAAGAAGUUCAAAGUUCCGGGAAGUCUCAAUUCACACGUAUUAUGGAAUCACAAAAGAACACGAAACUACAAAUGUGAAGUUUGCAAUGCAACAUUUAUUUCCUCGAGCUCUAAAAGUUCACACAUACGUAAGAAUCAUUUGAAAGAAAAGAAAUAUCGAUGUGAUACAUGCGGGAAAAGGUUUUUCUCCAAAUCUGAACUGCAGAGGCACUCUUUGACUCAUACUGGGGUUAAGAACUUUCAUUGUCACUUGUGCGAUAAAUCAUACCAAACUAGAUAUGGACUGAAUGUACAUUUGAAAUCACACACACAACUUUUUUACUUCAAGCCGAAACACAUGACUGAGGAAACUGACAGCCAUAAAUUUCUUAUUUUGUUCAAGGAUAGUCACAAAAUUUGGAACCAAAUAGUCUGUUGAUAAAAAACAUUUAUUUAAAUAAAAAUACGGUGUGCACUAAAAUUAUUAUUCGCCAUUAAAAUUACAAGUAGACAACACAUUGUAAUAUGUGUAAAAAGUAAUAAAAAAGUAACAAGUGCUGGAAAUUUAAAAUGAUUUACAAUAAAAAAAUUUAGGUUUUCUUUUUUUGAAUUAAUUUAACAAUUCCUCACCUAUAAAUGAUUAGCACUGAACAUGAUGUAUUUAAACAUAUUUAUUUCAAAUUAAAAGGCACAUUAAAAAAAUAAUAUAUGUUUUUUCUAAUCUAAAGAUAAUUUAACAUUUUCAUUGUUUAGUUGGAAUCGAGCACCGCUGGAAUUAUCAAAUUUAUAAAAUAUCCAUCCUGUACCAAUUUAUUAAAAAUAAAAAAUUUGUACAUUCAACCAACGAAUAGAUUAUCUACGUAUGA